Neoarius graeffei (lesser salmon catfish) is the source of this 7658-nucleotide messenger RNA. It is a transcript of the gene chico, whose product is annotated as chico. Lineage: Eukaryota; Metazoa; Chordata; Actinopteri; Siluriformes; Ariidae. Bases 652 to 1272 code for a protein of 206 amino acids. Gene Ontology annotation, molecular function: transcription corepressor activity; protein binding. Gene Ontology annotation, cellular component: transcription regulator complex; nucleus. The record is from RefSeq and is a predicted model, not a curated record. The transcript has 7 exons. Gene Ontology annotation, biological process: negative regulation of canonical Wnt signaling pathway; regulation of DNA-templated transcription.
ACUUCCGCACACUGUAACCUAAUCCGUUUGACAUCUAAAAAUGGGCCUUGAGACUGAGAGCAACGCGUCCGUCCUGUACCCAACACUUACUGACAGCAGAACCGGAUAAAGACGCACCGAUCAGGACCGGAAGCGAUUUUAAACCUCAAGAAUCGUAGUGUGAGCAGUUUUGCAGGGUUUUAUUUUGCAUCCGCAGGCUGUUUGUGUAUAGCAACAACAAUAAUAAUAGUCUAAUAAUAAUAAUAACUUACCUGGCAGCUGGAUUAUCCCUCUCUUUAAACAAACCCAUCAGAGCAAUCUAAACGGGAUUUGUAUUGCUGCUUUGUCUGAAGGCAUCCUGGGGCACUGUGUGCUGCUGUCAGCUCUGGAUGAUCCUCCUCCUGCUCCUGUGGAUCAGUAAAGCAGAUCCUGUGUUUUAGCUGAAGUUAGUUGUCCAGACUAGCAGUGGCUGGGCUUUAGUUAGCAGAUUGUGCAGGCGCUGAUUUCAUUUCCACACCACUGCCUUUUCCUGCUUCACUCCAAAGAGAUCGGAGGCAAAAAGCGGUGAGAUUUCAACCCCAUAACCAUCACCAGGCUUCAACAACAACAACAACAACAAAGGAUUUGGCUUCAGUUUCAUCUGGAGAAGAAAGAAACACCAAGAAACCUGACAUGAUGUUUCCACAAGCCAGGCACUCGGCCGCGUCUCAAUCAGCACAACCGCUAAAGUUCACCACGUCGGACUCAUGCGACCGCAUUAAAGACGAGUUCCAGUUUCUCCAAGCACAAUAUCACAGUCUAAAGCUGGAGUGUGAUAAACUGGCCACAGAGAAAUCAGAGAUGCAGCGUCACUACAUCAUGUACUACGAGAUGUCAUACGGGCUCAACAUUGAGAUGCACAAACAGGCUGAGAUUGUAAAGAGGCUGAAUGCCAUCUGCGCUCAGGUGCUGCCCUACCUAUCCCAAGAGCAUCAACAGCAGGUCCUGGGAGCGAUUGAGCGAGCUAAACAAGUCACUCCACCAGAGAUGAACUCAAUCAUUCGGCAGCAGCUCCAGGCCCACCAGCUCUCUCAGCUGCAGGGUUUGGCUCUACCUAUGACCCCUCUGCCCCUGGGCUUGACCCCCCCUACCCUGCCCUCCUCUUCCUCCUCGACCUCCACUGCUCCAGGUCUCUUCUCUCUCUCCAGCAUCCUGGCGUCCCACGCUCACCUCGCCAAGGAAGAGAAGAACGCCCGUGACGCUGCUAACAGCGCCGACACGCACCGCGACGACGACGGAGACAAAUCCGACUGAGUCCACUCGAAUGCGUCUCUCACUGAGGCGAAGAGAGCACAGAGAGACAAUGAAAAGAGCACAGCAUUGUUUUUCAUCUUCAUUUACGUCUCGCAUUCUUCUUCUAAAGCCUCUUGCUUUUCUGAAUGCAUGCCUUCGCUUAAAGAAGUCCUUUAUAGUUGUGAUAAAAUUGGACUUUUUGUUUGUUUGUUUGUUUUUUUGCUUUGCAUUUUCAUUUCCUGGCCUGCUGUUUGCCGUCCCUGCUUCCUCGUUUGGGUUUGUCAAGCGCGUAUUAUUAUUAUUAUUAUUAUUAUUCCGCUGCAGGAUCCACGGCUUCCUGCAGCCUGCUCAUUCGACUUUUCCGAUAUCGUUCCAUAUUUCCAGAGCUCCUUCUCAUAUGAGCUAGUCCUCAGACUAAACAGAGCAGCUUCUGGAUUAAACCGAGGAGAUGAUCCUCUUUCCAGACGCUCAGACAAUCCGUCAUUUCUGUAUUCCCUCUUUGCAGACGUGGCAGAAUCAGAUCCAGUUUGAAAGAUCGUAUUAUGAAAGCACAAUUAGCCGAAUCAGCAGUGACAUGCUUUAAUAGCUGUACAACCCAGUUAGGUUUUUUUUUUUUGGCUUCAUCUAUCUAUAUCUAUACCUAUAUCUGCUUAAAACAUUGCAUUUCAAAGAAUGCUAGAUCUGUAAUAAUCAUAGUUUUAAAGAUACCUUAGGAAAAAACCACACUUUCUUACUUUAUUUCCAUCCAGAUGUUUAUAAUUGUUUCUUUAUUUCAGCUUCCUGUUUACAGUUUUCGACCCUGAUUUUUCUUUUUUUUUCCCCUUCCACUUUCUCCUUAAAAGUAAAGGUCUAUACACAUACAGCGUGACGCAAAUAAGAUGCGAAAGUGCGAAAAAAAUCGUUGAUGAAUUAAACGCAACAUUAAUAUUCACGUUAAAUGUCACGCGAUUAUGCGAGAUUUCCACAAAAACAAUUGAAUGACGAUGGAGUCGACAAAAAGGGAGUAAAAAUUUUUGGAACAUCCUGUCCUGAGAUGUAGCCAAGAACGUGCGGAGUUUUAUUGCUUGGUUCAGGAGUUGCUAAGAUUGAUAGCAAGCUUCACAACAUUACAAUGCAAGUCACAGACCCUGGACUGUAAUUCCACCGUUUAUAUUGCACCUGGUCUUUUUUUUUUAUUUUUUUUUUCCCCUCCAGAGAUUGUCUUUCAAGUUAUCUUUAUAAUUUUUGUUGCCCAGGUCAAACAGUACAGGAUUUCGAGUCAAAAUGAACAAGAAGCCGUGUUUCCAUUAACCUACUUAAUAUGUAGUAUGAAAUAGCAAACUCAAAAAAAAAGCUAGUAACGCAAACAUGAGUCUUAAAAAAAUUUUAUUACAAAAUGAGGUUUUUUUUUUUUUUAAAGAUGAAUCGAUAAAGCAAUAUUUUGCAAAAAUUGCAAUGGAAGCACAUUUUUCUCAUUUGAAUCCCAUGACAUGACCAAAUGGAAACGCUACCUUUCAUUCCAUGGAAACAUGGAACAUUCGCAAUUGUUCGUUCAUCUCGUUAUCUCUAGCCGCUUUAUCCUGUUCUACAGGGUCGCAGGCAAGCUGGAGCCUAUCCCAGCUGACUACGGGCAAAAGGCGGGGUACACCCUGGGCAAGUCACCAGGUCAUCACAGGGCUGACACAUAGACACAGACAACCAUUCACACUCACAUUCACACCUAUGGUCAAUUUAGAGCCACCAGUUAACCUAACCUGCAUGUCUUUGGACUGUCGGGGAAACUGGAGCACCCGGAGGAAACCCACGCGGACACGGGGAGAACAUGCAAACUCCACACAGAAAGGCCCUCGCCGGCCACGGGCUCGAACCCAGGACCUUCUUGCUGUGAGGCGACAGCGCUAACCACUGCACCACCGUGCUGCCCCAUUCGCAAUUGUGUUUUGUUGAAAUUUUUAAAAUAUGGCUUCUCUUGGGCGCUAAACUGCAAUGGAAAAACCCAGCUAGAGACUCCGCCGUGCCUGCAGCAGUGUGCUGAUGUUUCCAUAACCUGCACCCUGAUUGGUUGAAUGCAUUCCUUUCAAGGGUGAAAUAUUAAAGUCGAAUCUGUUGCAGAAAAAAGACACAUACGUAUGUGAAAAAGCGACAAACCUUCAUCUUUGAUGUGAAAGUGUUCGUUUACAGGAUAGUCUUUUUAAAUAAAAAAGGGAUGAAAAAAAUCAUAAUGAAUCGCACUGUAUGUGUCGAGACCUGAUAUUCACUCCCUGUGAACUUUUCUAGAUUUUGUAGUGUUACAGCAUGGUGGUGGUAGCAUUGUGGUGGGUUAAAAAAAAAAAAAGCAAAGUCAGAGAAGCAACCCAGAGGCCAAGACUAAGGGCCUGGGGUCCGACAACACCGAUAACUAUAACUCCAGCUAUGACUAUCCCUCUGCCUGAAUUUAGUUCCAGUCUGGAGCAGUCACACCACAACUAUAAUCCGACUAUAAUCUCGCUUGGUCCUGACACUCAGGAAAAUAAAUGCAUGCAACUUCGGAAUAGUCAUGGAAGUUUUUUCCAAGUUGUAGCACAUUAUUCCAGGUCAUACUGUACAGUUUGGACUCCAAAACAACCCAUGUACACACUCCGGUGGUUGAUAAAAUACCGCGGAACAGUAACAGACUGCGGAAAUAUAAUAAAAAAGGAUACAAAAUACGGAGUGGUUAAGGAUUUUAAUACGGAUGCAUCAUGGAUGCUAAUAAUUUCAGUAUAUUACAGAUUCGUUACGGAUUUCAUACAGAUGAUGUGUUACGGAUAAAAAAUUAAGAAGUCUAAAACAAAUGUUUGGAUUGCUGAAGUUCAUAAUUAAAAUCUCCUACCUGCAUUUACACUACCGUUCAAAAGUUUGGGGUCACCCAGACAAUUUUGUGUUUUUCUAUGAAAAGUCACACUUUUAUUUACCACCAUAAGUUGUACAAUGAAUAGAAAAUAUAGUCAAGACAUUUUUCUGGCCAUUUUGAGCAUUUAAUCGACCCCACAAAUGUGAUGCUCCAGAAACUCAAUCUGCUCAAAGGAAGGUCAGUUUUAUAGCUUCUCUAAAGAGCUCAACUGUUUUCAGCUGUGCUAACAUGAUUGUACAAGGGUUUUCUAAUCAUCCAUUAGCCUUCUGAGGCAAUGAGCAAACACAUUGUACCAUUAGAACACUGGAGUGAGAGUUGCUGGAAAUGGGCCUCUAUACACCUAUGGAGAUAUUGCACCAAAAACCAGACAUUUGCAGCUAGAAUAGUCAUUUACCACAUUAGCAAUGUAUAGAGUGGAUUUCUGAUUAGUUUAAAGUGAUCUUCGUUGAAAAGAACAGUGCUUUUCUUUCAAAAAUAAGGACAUUUCAAAGUGACCCCAAACUUUUGAACAGUAGUGUGUAUGUUCAUUGAUAAUUCAUGGAAAAUAUCACACAUCCAUGAAUAAAAGAUCCAUGCUUUGUAUUAUAUUUUUUAUUUUCCGUGAAUCCGUAUUCCAUGACUUCACGAUGCAACAAGGAUGUACAAAGAUGCCCGGGGGAAAAAUAGCACGUGCUCAGACAACGUCACAUGUAAAUAAUAACAAUUACCUGAUUGGUCAGAUUUUUAUCAGAUCAGGUCCAGGCCUCCAGAAGCAAAUCUCACUGAUUUCGAUAAACCCAAGCCUGGGCUGUAGAGAUUGUUAUCGGUCUGGUGUGAGCACCAACCACAUAAACUGCAGGAGACUGAUUUAUUUAUAGUUACCGCUAUAGUUGUAGUUAUAGUUAUCUGUAUUGUGGGACCGGACUGUAACUCUCAGCAUGACCUGGCAAACUAGUCCGUUUCAGUUUCAGGUUUUCGCCACUAGUUUAUAACGACAGUCAAACAAACACCAUUUUGUAAACCGUUCUGCUUUUUCCGCUACGUUCACACUGCAAGGCUUAAUGCUCAAUUCCGAUUUUUUUGUGAAAUCCGAUUUUUUUGUGAGGUCGUUCACAUUAACAAAUAUAUGCGACUUGUAUGUGAUCCUCAGUAUGAACGAAAAGCGACCUAAAAGUGUUCCGCACGUGCAUUGCAGGAUACGACGACGUCACACGCAGUGAGCAUGGCCAGUGUUUACGGAAGUAAAACCGCCCGGUUGCGGUAUGACUCAUCCAAUCUAGCUUGAAUAGCUGCAUCCCCCCAAAUGGAAAUCAGCUCCCUAACCUCUGCGUCCUUCCAUUGAGAAGAUUCAGAACCUUCACAGCCCGAAGCGUCCCUCGCAUUGAUGUCAUGCGCAGGGGCGCAGAUACGUUUUUUGAACUGGGGGGACAAAAAACUGGGGGGACAAAGCUGCCAGCAAACCAACCCCAACCCCAAUAUGCCUGUCAAACUUGUUGUUAGUAACCAUAGCAACCAAGCUCGAGCUCGCAACCUGUGCAGUCUGCGCAGCUCAACCAACCGAAUAUCAGUCUUUGUUUUGUUUUAUGUGAAUUGUUGCAACUAUGUAUGUACUGCUGUGCACCUCAAUAAACCGAAUGGUAAUUAGUCUUUUGAUUUUUCCGUGAGGUUUGCCUUAUGCAAAGAAAGACAGCAUAGACGUUUUUUCCUCCCUAUAGGACCGAAGUGGGGGGGACCGAACAAGGUGAAUUUAAAUCUGGGUGGGACGAGUCCCACCCUCUAUCUGCGCCCGUGAUUAUGCGCCAUGUUGUUGUAACUUUUUUGAGAGACCCGCCGCCUACUUCAGCGCAGAAUAGUGACGUUUGUGGCUUGUUGAUGACGUGUAAGUCGGAUGAAUGCGACCUGGCGGUUCAGACUGAAGUCGCAUAUGAAAAGAGCGGAUAGGAAUCGGAAUUAGGACCACAUAUCCAAACGGCCUGGGUCGGAUUUGAAAAAAUCGGAUCUGUGUCGUUCAUAUUGUCAAUAAAAGAUCGGAUACAGGUCACAUAUGGGCGAAAAGAUCGGAUUUGAGUCACUUCAGCCUGCAGUGUGAACGUAGCCUUCUGUUCUUAUUGACUUAGGCCAUGUACACACGUAGCCGGAUAUUUUUAAAACCGAACUUUCCCCCCCUCCGUUUAUAAAAAUGUUUUAUCCACACCACCUCGUCUUCGAAAAAAAUCCCUUCCACACAUAACCGAACAUCUGCGUUUUCAAUCACAUUCAUAAGCAUUCCAAACCUGUAGAUGGCAUUAUUUCCCCAAAUCCUACCCCCUAAUCACAUCAGAAUAGCCCUCUGUUGGCGUCACUUCCGCCUAAACGUAAAACAUGGCGCCAAGCUCGUUCGUCUGGACAGACUCGGAGACAGAAUUGCUUCUAAACACAAUUUUGGAGUAUAAACUUCAAAAGACGCAAGAAAACGUUGAUUGGGAAUCUUGUCAGUAGUUGGGCUUCUAAAAUUAAACAUGUAAAUAGCACCUGCACAAUAAUUAACGCUUUCAAGGCACUACUCCGAUCCAUUACUCUUUGUCCAUGCUUAAUCUGGCUUCUGCGGUAAACAAAGGUCGCACGUUUGACGUCAGGGCAGAUUUGUUGUCAUUUUUUUGGCGCAGAUUGUGACGUUCUAAAACGCAAAACUCCGGUUAUCUCUGUCUACACGAAAAGGCAUACACGGAGUUUUCAAAAAUCUUCACUUUGCCCGGAGUUUUUUUAAAUAUUCGUUUUUGAUGUGUUUUCAUGUGGAUGACAGGCCAAAACGUAGAAAAAUAUCUUCGAUUUAGCAGAUACCCGGCUACGUGCGGACGGGGUCUUAGACACAUGGCAAAGUCUUUGGGACGGGAUUUUGUGCUUUGCACUUUCUCUAUAAUAUGACGGUGCAUUUUUUUCUUAUUCCUAUCUUCAAGAGAGAGGAAAAGUGAGGCUGAUGAGGGAACAACAGUUUAUCGCUGCUGUAAUGUAAACGAUAACAGGAACGCCUUCAUUUCAUGGACUUUCCAGAACAUUAAACAGAACUAUAAAUGGAUAAAUAGUAGGCUACAAGGUAUCUCUUCAGUUUAUAAAAAAUGUGGCAAUCGUUGCCAAAUUGAUGUGGUGUUUUAAAAAAAAAAAAGAAUAAAACACUUCAGACGUAACCACUCCAUCAUUGAUUAGUUUCCUAGAACAGUGUGCGCCAUUGUGUUUUAUUCUUUACACAUAUCAGCGCUCACGUUUUUUUUUUUUUUUAAUUCUUCCCUGCAGCGCUUCUCAUUUACAGCUUGUUUCAAAAGCAGACACGAAAGGCCGACUCUGCUUCUCCAUUUUCAUUUCAGUCUCCUCACGCUUUGCUGCAGGCAAGCGGUUUUCAGAGCGACUAAUGGAGUGUGUGCGCUCGAACAUGUUUUCCUCUUCUGCUACAAAAGGAGGUGUAUUGUUCUGCCGCUCUUGCCUCCUCCCUGCACCUCUCUUCUCCAUUCACUCUCUCCGCAAGCUGUGUGCACAUGGGGUUUGUGGUGUGAAUAGUGAAAUGGUGCCAUAUACAAUUAAAAAUAAACAAAUAAGAAAUGCA